CUUCGUGUCCCUCAUGGCUAGGAGUUAUCUGCAGGCCAACAGAGAAGACAACAUCGCUCCUCUCAUAGCUCCGUGGAAUGUUGCUGGAAUGUCAUCGAAAAGAACUUGAGGAAAAGAAAAAAACAAAACAAAACACCCGCAGACCACUGCGAAGGCGAGACCGGCGGGCCUGGAGAGGGAGGGCAGCUCCGGAACUCCACACCUCGGCUCUCCCCGACGUGACCGUGGGCAUCUUCCUGGGCUCCGGCCGGUCCCUCCUCAAGGAAAAUGGGACCAUUUCUGGGUCGCCUCCCAGCGGCGGCUGUGAGGAACAAGCAAGGCCGGGCGCAGAGUAGGGGCUCCAGGGAAGAUUUGAAAGAAGCCAACUCGAAGCCACAGACAUACAAGAAGGCCAUUUCCUUAAACAAGAGUUGCCCUUUAACGAAAUUACCAUGGUGGACACAGAGAUGCCGUUUUGGCCCACCAACUUCGGGAUCAGCUCCGUGGACCUUUCUGUGAUGGACGACCACUCCCACUCCUUUGACAUCAAGCCCUUCACCACCGUUGAUUUCUCCAGCAUUUCUGCUCCACACUAUGAAGACAUUCCGUUCCCAAGAGCUGACCCAAUGGUUGCGGAUUAUAAGUAUGACCUGAAACUCCAAGAGUACCAAAGUGCAAUCAAAGUGGAGCCUGCAUCCCCACCUUACUAUUCUGAAAAGACUCAGCUGUACAAUAAGCCUCACGAAGAGCCUUCCAACUCCCUCAUGGCAAUUGAAUGCCGUGUCUGCGGGGAUAAAGCUUCAGGGUUCCACUACGGAGUUCAUGCUUGUGAAGGAUGCAAGGGUUUCUUCCGGAGGACAAUCAGAUUGAAGCUUAUUUAUGAUAGGUGUGAUCUUAACUGUCGGAUCCACAAAAAAAGUAGAAAUAAAUGUCAGUACUGUCGUUUUCAGAAGUGCCUUGCUGUGGGGAUGUCUCAUAAUGCCAUCAGGUUUGGGCGGAUGCCACAGGCCGAGAAGGAGAAGCUGUUGGCGGAGAUCUCCAGUGAUAUCGACCAGCUGAACCCAGAGUCUGCUGAUCUCCGGGCCCUGGCAAAACAUUUGUAUGACUCGUACAUAAAGUCCUUCCCGCUGACGAAAGCAAAGGCGAGGGCGAUCUUGACAGGAAAGACAACAGACAAAUCACCAUUUGUUAUCUAUGACAUGAAUUCCCUAAUGAUGGGAGAAGAUAAAAUCAAGUUCAAGCACAUCACCCCCUUGCAGGAGCCAAGCAAAGAAGUGGCCAUCCGCAUCUUUCAGGGGUGUCAGUUCCGUUCCGUGGAGGCUGUGCAGGAGAUCACAGAGUAUGCCAAGAGUAUUCCUGGGUUUGUAAAUCUUGACUUGAAUGACCAAGUAACUCUCCUAAAAUACGGCGUCCAUGAGAUCAUUUACACGAUGCUGGCCUCCUUGAUGAAUAAAGAUGGGGUUCUCAUAUCCGAGGGCCAAGGAUUCAUGACGAGGGAGUUUUUAAAGAGCCUGCGAAAGCCCUUUGGUGACUUUAUGGAGCCCAAGUUCGAGUUUGCUGUGAAGUUCAAUGCACUGGAAUUAGAUGACAGCGACUUGGCAAUAUUUAUAGCUGUCAUUAUUCUCAGUGGAGACCGCCCCGGUUUGCUGAAUGUGAAACCCAUUGAGGACAUACAAGACAACUUGCUGCAAGCCUUGGAGCUGCAGCUCAAGCUGAACCACCCCGAGUCCUCUCAGCUCUUUGCCAAGUUGCUCCAGAAAAUGACAGACCUCAGACAGAUUGUGACAGAACACGUGCAGCUGUUGCAAGUAAUAAAGAAAACAGAGACGGACAUGAGUCUUCACCCGCUUCUACAGGAAAUAUACAAGGACUUGUAUUAGCAGAGAAGUCCGAGUUCACUGACAACAUUUUCCUUCUUCCAAUUGCACUAUUAUUUUGAGGGAAAAAUCUGACACCUAAAAUAUUACUGUGAAAAAGCAUUUGAAAAAGAAAAGGUUUUAGAAUAAUAGAUCUAUUUUAUGCAUAUUGUUUAUAAAGAUACAUUUACAAUUUACUUUUAAUAUUAAAAAUUAUUACAUCGUGAAA
This is a messenger RNA of Lagenorhynchus albirostris (white-beaked dolphin), 2064 nucleotides long. RefSeq names its product peroxisome proliferator activated receptor gamma (gene PPARG). Gene Ontology annotation, molecular function: zinc ion binding; nuclear receptor activity; RNA polymerase II cis-regulatory region sequence-specific DNA binding. The transcript has 9 exons. Gene Ontology annotation, cellular component: nucleus. Lineage: Eukaryota; Metazoa; Chordata; Mammalia; Artiodactyla; Delphinidae. Gene Ontology annotation, biological process: negative regulation of transcription by RNA polymerase II; positive regulation of transcription by RNA polymerase II; cell differentiation. The record is from RefSeq and is a predicted model, not a curated record. The coding region runs from base 432 to 1859 and encodes 475 amino acids.